Molecule: messenger RNA, 2019 nt
Organism: Patiria miniata (bat star)
Lineage: Eukaryota; Metazoa; Echinodermata; Asteroidea; Valvatida; Asterinidae
Product: probable E3 ubiquitin ligase complex SCF subunit sconB
Exons: 3
Coding region: 187-2019 (610 amino acids)
Molecular function (GO): protein binding
Source: RefSeq, a predicted model, not a curated record
UCCUCCAUGAUAAUACACAGCCGUAACCAUAUUAUACGAAAACGUUCUGCAGAGGCCUCCGUAUAGUAGAAUCUGACCUUCAAACAACGCCACAUUGCCUUGAACCUGUAUUGCAGCAUAGCGUUGGCUGUUUUACAGGUGGAAGUCUGUACUCAAGGAAUAACUGUAUGCAAGGUGUGACGCAAAAUGGCGUUGUCAGUUCCGAAAAGAGAUCCUUUUUCUAACCUGCCUUAUGAGUUGAAGGUUCUCAUACUUCAACAUCUUUCAGUUGAGGACCUGUGUCACGUGGCAUUAUGUAAUCGAUCCUGGAGAGAAGCCACCAAUGACGAUGCUCUAUGGCGCCCUCUUUGCCGAGAGAAGCGAUGGGAGAAGUUUGAUGCAGUCGUUGAUCUUUGUGUUGAACCCCCGUUCAUACCUUCGUCACCUCAACCUGGCGGGGAUGGAAGCGUUGGUGACAGUGUCACCUUUGCCUCUGAUUCGGUUGUCACUGGUUCAAACUGGCCAGGGUUGGUAAAUACAUGUAGAUGGAAGGAGAUAUACAUGAAGGCACGACAUCUUGAAGGAAAUUGGAAGAACAAUCGGUAUCAUGUUGUGUCGUUCGAGUUUGGUUCGGGUGGCUACAAGGAUCACAUAUAUGGCAGCUCUGAACCUGAGUUGAUAGUAUGCAGCCUAGCUGGUGAAGGGAAUAGUCUUGCCGGUGCUCUAUCAAAUGAUACUCUGCAUAUCUGGGAUAUCUCCAACGGUACACGUCGACAUUUCAUCAAAGUGGGCAUCAGUAAAGGAAAAAAAGCACUGCAAAUGAAAAAUGGGAUCAUAGCUGCAGGAUGCAUUGAUGGGAAGAUUCGUACCUACUCCGCCCAGACCGGAGAGCAGCUGCAGGUCAUGUCGGGGCAUCGUCUGGAUGUGUUUCGUCUCUUCUUCGAUGGUGACACUAUCGUAAGUAUUGCCGGGAAGUCAGACAGGGAUAUGGAGGUAUGUGGUGACAGUGAUAUGCGGGUCUGGAAUGCUAUAGACGGUACAUCUAUAGACGGUUUCGUCUUUGAGAGCACCUCCGAUGACGUCCGACUGGUUUACGUGGACUAUCUUGACAAGACAGUUGCAGGUGCUUACAGCGACCGUAAGAUUCGAUUAUGGGACGCACAGAGUGGUGUCUGUAAGCAGACAAUUUUCAGUGAUGCAAAUAACAUGAUUUCCUGUCACCUUGGGGACGGCAUCGUGAUUAGUGCCAAUUCUGGAAACGCAAUAAAGAUAUGGAACGUUGAAUCGGGGGAAUGCAUUAGACACUUUGACGUACCUGGUGUGGACUUUGAGUAUUGGGACUCACACGAUGAAUCAACGCACUUUGAGUUCAACGGCGAAUUCCUCCUCGCCACAUCGGAUUACUCGAACAUUAGACUGUUCAAUCUCGACGGCAGAUUCAUUGGAGACACCAAGUCGCACGAGGAGCGCAUGCUUGAAAUCCGUUGUAUCCUUGGCAAUAAGGUCAUUGCGUCUGAAGAGUGUAGCUAUGGUGCAGGCUCGAUGUACCUGUGGAGCAUUGACCACCCUGAGCAUGGUUUCGAGUUGAUCAAACCGUUGAGAGGUUUGAUGAAUGACGAUGAGGACGAACCGCUGCAACCAUUUGAGGGCACCCCACCGCCACUCCAGACUCCCAUUACAGAGGAGGAAGUCAAGACCGCCAUCACCGGUCCAGACGGCAUCAACAGCGAGCUCUUCAAGCACUCCAAAAACCUUGUCUCCCGCCCACUGGCCAAAACCAUCAACUCAUCGUGUGAGCAUCACGUGAUCAUAGAGACACUAGGAGAAGGCACACUAAUCACUCUUCCCAAGCCAAAGAAGCCCCCUGGCCCACCAGCCAACCUCCGGCCGAUAGCCCUGCUGAACAGCAUAAGAAAGAUUUUGUCCAUCAUCACUCUACGCCGCAUCAGAGACAAAAUCGACUGCUUCACCGGACCAUAUCAAAGUGGUUUCAAAAGAGGCAGGAGCUGCGCAGACAUUGUAUGGCACAACGUACGCUGA